Sphenostylis stenocarpa is the source of this 696-nucleotide messenger RNA. The record is from the annotation of a GenBank genome assembly. Lineage: Eukaryota; Viridiplantae; Streptophyta; Magnoliopsida; Fabales; Fabaceae.
AUGUUAGCAAUGACCUCUGCAACAGACGCCGUUAGUUUCUUCUUCUUAUUCCUCUUCCUUCAACACUCCUUAUCAACAGCAGCGAGUGAUUCAAUUUCAAUUCCGGUUCCAGCUGAUUGGCCGAACCAAUUCCACUCGGUGCUGUUCAUAAACCGAAGCGGCAAUCUCCAGAAAACUGACUUAUGGUACGACUGGCCCAAUGGCCGCAACUUCAACAUAAUUCAACACCAGCUGGGCGUACUCACAUACGAUCUCGAAUGGGACAAUGGAACCUCCUUUUACUACACGCUCGAACCCUUCAACAAAACCUGCAAAAUCAUCCACUUCGAGGUUGGCAUUCUCCGCCCCGACUGGCUCAACGGCGCUAACUACCUCGGCCAGGAGUAUGCCGACAACUUCCUCUGCAACGUCUGGGAGAAAGUCGACUUCAUCACCUACUACGAGGAUGUCCUCACUCGAAGACCCGUCAAGUGGAUCUUCUACUCCGGGAUGGUUGCUCAUGUGAUAACAUUUGAGGUUGGUGCGGUGCUUGAGGAUGAACAUUGGCAGGCUCCUGUGUACUGUUUUGGUGAGACUGAGAAUGAGACAUUGAACAAAAAGAAUGCGCUGCUCUUAGAAUCAGAAGAUGCUGUUCCUGGUGGUUCUUCUCUUGGAAUGUUAAUGAAAGGAUUCCCCCAUUAUGCAUAUGCUAAGUAA